GGCACCAAGGGCAACCUGACGGAGGCCGAGGGGCCGCUGGCCGCCAGCCUGGCCCUCACAGCGGUCAGCGCCCUCCUGGCCGUCCACUUCCUGCUCCGGCAGACGCUGGUGCUGUGGGCGGACUCGGCCCUCGGGGCCGCGCGCCUGGCGCUGCACGGCCUGGAGGCCGUCCUGCAGCUGGUGGUCAUCGCCGCCUUGGUGAGGUAGCCGCCGCCGAGGAGCCCCUGCCCCCAGGCCUCUGCCUCCGUCCAGGACCUGCUGCUCACGGGGAGCGUCUGCCCAGGACUGAGGGCGGCACCCCUGACCCUCGGGCCGAGGGAGGACAGAGCCCCGUGGCCGCUCAGAGAGGCUGCUUCCUGCCGGCUUCGCCCCCGGGAGGCCCGUGGUUCCUCGCUGGUUUCCGGUGCCUUCAUAGUCGCCAGGGUCCCUGCUGGACAGCACAGCCCAGGGCAGGGGCUUUGGGGGGCCUGGGCCAGGCCGCGUCCGGCUUCCUAAAGAAACAGGUGUGGAGGAAGUGGGCGGCUCUCGGGCCUGGGCCCCCAGCUGCAGCUUCUCCCCAGCCCCGAGGAAGGCGUCCGAGCUGACCCCUCCCCAGCCCCGAGGAAGGCGUCCGAGCUGACCCCUCCCCAGCCCCGAGGAAGGCGUCCGAGCUGACCCUCCCCAGCCCCGAGGAAGGCGCCCGAGCUGACCCCUCCCCAGCCCCGAGGAAGGCGCCCGAGCUGACCCCUCCCCAGCCCCGAGGAAGCCAUCCGAGCUGACCCUCUCCAGCCCCGAGCUGACCCCUCCCCAGCCCCGAGGAAGGCGUCCGAGCUGACCCCUCCCCAGCCCCGAGGAAGGCGUCCGAGCUGACCCUCUCCAGCCCCGAGGAAGGCGCCCGAGCUGACCCCUCCCCAGCCCCGAGGAAGGCAUCCGAGCUGACCCUCUCCAGCCCCAAGGAAGGCGCCCGAGCUGACCCCUCCCCAGCCCCGAGGAAGGCGCCCGAGCUGACCCCUCCCCAGCCCCGAGGAAGGCGUCCGAGCUGACCCCUCCCCACGCCUCUUGUUCGGACCAGAGCUUGUUCUGUGCACUUUUUAAAUAAACGUUGGAGCCCCUGGA
Messenger RNA from Oryctolagus cuniculus (rabbit), 1095 nucleotides. The record is from RefSeq and is a predicted model, not a curated record. Lineage: Eukaryota; Metazoa; Chordata; Mammalia; Lagomorpha; Leporidae.